Messenger RNA from Dissoconium aciculare CBS 342.82, 3398 nucleotides. RefSeq lists its product as uncharacterized. NCBI's taxonomy places the organism in Eukaryota, Fungi, Ascomycota, Dothideomycetes, Mycosphaerellales, Dissoconiaceae. Gene Ontology annotation, molecular function: DNA binding; DNA topoisomerase type I (single strand cut, ATP-independent) activity. Gene Ontology annotation, cellular component: chromosome; nucleolus. The transcript is spliced from 3 exons. The record is from RefSeq and is a predicted model, not a curated record. Gene Ontology annotation, biological process: chromosome segregation; DNA topological change; DNA replication. Bases 310 to 3006 code for a protein of 898 amino acids.
AUUUCGGGCAGUUCUUGGUGUCUUCAAUCCUUUCUUUCAUGUCCAAUACCACCCGAUUUCAGGCUCAAGUAUUCGAGGAUAUCGUCAAAUUUUCUGCAUAAAUCAUUCAAUAUUUUUUCUCCAAUCUUUCAACGUCCAACUUUUCAUUUUGUCUUCUCUUGGGGGCAGGCGCGUGCGAAAUUCUUCAGCUCAAGUCCAGCAGCCUGCAACCGCGUCACGUCUGAUAGAACUUGGGGAGCACGCGCGCAACUCUUCUCACCCCAACAACAACAGCUCCCGCGGCGACCUUGGCCUAUUUCAAAUUUCAAAAUGUCGGACUCAGAAGAUGAUAAGCCACUAAUCAAAGUCAAGUCAAAAGCCAUCAUCUCCAAAGCUGACGACGCCGCCCUGGACAAACGAAUGCCGAGGACGAACGGUGCCGUGAAGCCAGGCAUCAGCAUCGCCAACGGACCUGUCGAUGCGAUGGACGUCGACAAACCGAAUAGCACAUCCAACGGCAAGCGCAAGGCUUCAUUACCCAACGGCAGGAGUUACAAAGACGCCAGCGAUGAGGAUGAAGACGACCUGCCAUUGAAGAAACGGAAAACCAACACUGUCGCGGAUGAUUCUGAUGACGAACCUCUCGUCCGCAAGAUCUCUAAGCCUAUCCCGAUCAGGGCGGACCAGAUCGGUGAGAAAUCAGAUAAAGGGCUUGUUCAAAAGCUGCAGAAACAAAAGGCAGACAUCGAGAAAAAGGCCGCCAAGGAGGCGCAAGCAAUUCGUAAAGAUGACUCGAGCUCACGGCGCAAGUCAAAGAAGGUGGACUCUGACGAUGAAGAUGAUAUCCCCUUGGCCAAAAUUAGCUCAGCACGACCGUCCCUGAACGGUGCGAAGCGUGUCAAGAAGGAGGAAUCUGACGAUGAUGAUGACAUGCCAUUAAGCAAGAAAGCUGCUGCAACGAAGAAGACGGCACCGAAAAAGACGACCACUUCGAAGAAGGAAGCAUCGACGCCGGCCAAGAAGGGCAAGGCGGCUGUCAAGAAGAAAGCAGAAGAAGAGGAAGAAGAAGAGGGUGAAGAAGAAGAGUAUCGAUGGUGGGAGGAUCCAAGCAAGGGCGAUGGCACUAUCAAGUGGACUACUUUGGAGCACAACGGUGUCGUCUUCCCUCCUGAAUACGAACCGCUGCCGAAGAACGUUCAGAUGUUAUAUGAUGGACAGCCGGUGUCAAUGCACCCCGACGCCGAGGAAAUCGCCUACGCUUUCGGAAGCAUGCUCAAUUCGGAGCACAACGUGCAAAAUCCGACGUUCCAGAAAAAUUUCUUCGACGAUUUCAAAGCGAUACUGGACAAGACAGGCCACGCCAAGGACAAAAAUGGCAAUAAGGUCAAAAUCACGAAGUUCGAGAAGUGUGAUUUCAAGCCCAUCUUCAAUCAUGUGGAUGCUGAGCGCACAGCCAAGAAGGCGCUGACUACUGCGCAAAAGAAGGAAAUCAAGGCGAAGAAGGAUGAAGCAGAAGCUCCAUAUUUGUACUGCAUGUGGGACGGCCGCAAGCAGAAAGUCGGCAACUUCAGAGUCGAACCGCCAGGGCUAUUCCGAGGGCGCGGAGAACACCCAAAGACGGGCCGCUUCAAGAAGCGUGUCUCACCCGAGCAAAUCACCAUCAACAUCGGAAAGGAGGCGACCGUGCCAAGACCUCCAGAGGGUCACAAAUGGAAAGAAGUCAAGCAUGACCAGGAAGGUACUUGGCUGGCCAUGUGGCAGGAGAACAUCAACGGCGCGUACAAAUAUGUCAUGCUGGCUGCCAACUCCGAUGUCAAAGGACAAAGUGACUACAAGAAAUUUGAAAAGGCUCGUGAGCUGAAGAAGCACAUUGACAAGAUCCGUAAAGAUUACAAAAAGGAGCUCAAAUCAGAAAGCAUGGCUGAGAGGCAACGAGCAACGGCAGUAUACCUUAUCGAUCAAUUCGCGCUCCGUGCUGGUAAUGAAAAAGGCGAGGACGAAGCGGAUACAGUGGGAUGUUGUUCGCUCAAGUUCGAACACAUCACUCUCAGCCCUCCCAACAAGGUCAUCUUCGACUUUUUGGGUAAGGAUUCAAUCCGUUUUUACGAUGAAGUUGAGGUCGAUAUUCAAGUGUUCAAGAACUUGAAGAUCUUCAAGCGUUCCCCCAAGAAAGAAGGUGACGAGAUCUUCGACCGUCUAACAACGUCUUCACUCAACAAGCAUCUGUCAAACUACAUGACCGGACUGACUGCCAAGGUCUUCCGUACCUACAAUGCUUCUUUCACCAUGGCUACGCUGCUGAAGGAGAUGACAGCCAAAGGUACCAUUCCGGAGAAGGUAAAGGCAUACAACGAUGCCAAUCGUCGCGUGGCUAUUCUCUGUAACCACAAGCGCACUGUUGGUGCUGGCCAUGUUGCGCAGAUGGAGAAGAUGGAGGACCGGAUCAAUGCGCUUCGUUACCAGCAAUGGCGCAUCAAGCAAAUGAUGCUCGCAGAAGAGCCCAAGCUGAAAAAGAAGAAGGGUGCAGAGUAUUUCGCCUUGCCCGAGGACAUUACGAAAGAAUGGAUCGCUUCCCACCAUACCUCUCUCGUUGAGGCCGAGAAGGUCAAGAUUACCAAAAAGUUCGAGAAGGAGAACGAGAAGCUCGAGUCCGAAGGUUCCAAACCGAUGAAGGACAAGGAGUUGAAAGAUCGCCUUGUCGCUGUCACUGAGCUGGAUGCGAAAUUCAAAGCUGAACGCAAAUCAGGCAAGGUCCUGCCCGAGGGCCGAAGUCCCACCGUGGAGAAGUACGAAAAGGAUCUGGAGAAGCUUGACACGAGGAUCGCGACGCUGCAGCUGCAGAGCGAGGAUCGUGAGAAUAACAAGGAGGUGGCAUUGGGCACUUCGAAGAUCAAUUACAUCGAUCCGCGCCUCACAGUCGUCUUCUCCAAGAAGUACGAUGUCCCCAUCGAGCGCUUCUUCUCCAAGACGCUCCGAGAGAAGUUCGAGUGGGCCAUCAAGUCUGCAGAUGAGAAUUGGGACUUUUGAGCAUUCAAGUCUGAUUUUUGCUGGCCAGGCGACGAGUGCUCGUGGAGAUACUUAUUUUGUGUGCUACUUUUUAAGGAGAGAUCGAUUCAUUGCAUUUUUGAGCCAUGUACUUCUGUCAUUUGGGCGGUAGCGAUCAGGGUAGGCAAAAGCGUUAGGAAAGAGGCCGUUCCCCAAGGACAUCCACCGCGAGAUAUGUGGUCAGCGUUUUCACUUUCAGACCGGAUCAUCGUAUGCAACACACACACACACACACACACACACAUUUUCCAAGCAAGUCCUAACAUUUGUCGCUCUCAUAAUCUCUAAAAUGUGUUAUUGAGCUUCACUUAGGUUUGGGUUAAGAUCAACCCUAGUAUGUAGCAGCGUAGCUCAACCCGUCGAAGAACAUGGAG